Messenger RNA from Pseudocercospora fijiensis CIRAD86, 288 nucleotides. RefSeq lists its product as uncharacterized. The record is from RefSeq and is a predicted model, not a curated record. Bases 1 to 288 code for a protein of 95 amino acids. NCBI's taxonomy places the organism in Eukaryota, Fungi, Ascomycota, Dothideomycetes, Mycosphaerellales, Mycosphaerellaceae. The transcript is spliced from 5 exons.
AUGUGUGUAAUGAAGCCAUCCCCUUAUCAAAAUCGAUGCUCUGUUUCUAGCGCGCCGAGCAGCGCAUCAGGCUCGUUUUCCUCGCCACCAGCCGAAAAGAUUCCUUUGUUUCGUAGACUCGAUCUUGAGGAUGUAGAAGUGUCGAUAUGCAGUCGUCAAUUUUCGAAAUGCUUUGGGAGUAAUCUAGAUUUAGCCGGCGCCGCGAUCGGAGAGCCACAUUUGGCUAAGCCUCAUGUCGGAGCCGGACGCCGACGCCGAGAAGAGACACCCUCGAAGAGCCACAAGUGA